UUCUUCGACUUCUGGGAAGUAAUUUCAUAAUUUCUCGACGGAUUUUGAUACCCUUAGUAUCUUAUUUAUCUGUAGUGAGGGAUAUAGGGUUUCUUUCUAAGGAUUUGUGGGUUUUUCCGAUCGAAAUAGUUGCUAAAUGCUUCGAAUGGUUAGAUUUUACAUCCUCACCGCUAAAUCCGAGUAGGCGUGUUUUUCGGCCAAGGCCGAGGUUCUGAUUGGCUGACGGUCAAUUCUAAUGACUUAGGAAGUCUCGUGAUUCUGGGCACCAUAUCAAAAAACAAUAACAAAACAAACUUUACGGAUCGCUCGAACAGUUUCUGCUUUUAAAGCUAAAAAUUCCAAGGUUUUUUCUAAAGUUCCAAGAAAAAAAGUAAAAGUUUAUGCAUAAGACAAUAGGAUUUUCUCCGCUUCCUUUGGAAGUGGAGAAUGCUUUUGGAAAUACCUCUAUGAGGGACAUUCUGGAAUAUGAAGAGGGAUCAAAUCCAUUUGAACAAAGUCCUUUGUCGGACAGUUCUCAACAAUCAACAUGUUACGAGCCUUGGGAGGACUUCCAAUCGCUCUCGCCAUUCGGGGCAGAUUGGGAGAUGGAACAAGAGUUUUUCAAGUCUGAUUUCAAUGAUCUUGAUUGUAAAAGCCAAGGCCCAACUCUCGCAGAGUUGAAUAAUCAGAGAUCUACGUCUCCGUUGAUUAAUCCUGAGAUGGAAAGACUACAUCGAAUAGCAACAAGAACCGAAGCAGAGCCAACGAGCUCCUCAAGAAACGGGUCGCAUCUCUUGUUGAAAUAUAAUGCGGAUGAACGAGAAUUAAACACGGAAAAUCGGCGUUUUUUUACUAGUAAAAAUAAUGGAAAGGCUUUCUUCGGGGAGAUGUCUGGUGGUAGAUCGCUGCCAGGCGAGGAAGACAAAAGUUUGAAGUCAAGUCGUGAGUUGGAAAGUGGGACUCAAAUGGUAACCUCGUCAACUUGCACGGAACAUAAGGACGACACGAUUGAGCUUAAAAAAGAUCCAAUGCUCAUGAGAAGAACUGCUCUAAGUGAGCCUAAGUCAAUUGGUCAAACUAUUGUGGACUAUGCUAAGGAUAUUCAGCGAAAUCAUUUGGAUUUGUCGUCGACCUCAUCGCGCGAUGAAUCUGCGAGCGAAAUAUGCAGUAGUGCAAGAAAUAAGGAAGAACUGCCUGUGAUUAAAGAAGAAUCUGCCGAUGAAGAUAUAGACAGUGAUGAGGAUUUUGAGGAACCUCGUUGUACCAAUGAUGGUGAAAGUAAUGCAAAACAACGAAAAGGACGAAGGGGUGAUGUUGAAGACUUGAGCCCCAAUCCUCGAAGGUUACUCGAGAUUGGAAGAGAACUCAACCGUCUAACAAAAAUCAUUACGGAACUUAAACCAAUUCACAGCCUUCCUAUGUCUGCAAGGAAUAAGUCUAAAAAGGAGAAAAACAAGCUAGCAUCAAGGGCAUGCCGACUAAAGAAGAAGGCCCAGCAUGAAUCUAAUAAACUAAAGUUACAUGGCCUGGAGCUGGAACGACAACGGCUGGUUUCGUUGAUCGACAAAGUCAAAGAAGAGAUUCUCCAUGACACAGAAGGUUUUACAGUUAGUGGCGAACUAAGUAACAAGGUGGAAAGCCUGAUACAUACCACAGUAGGUGAACAAGUUGUUGCUGGUCACCUGAGUGCAUUUGUCGAGUCCGUUUUGAAGGCAACCGCCAAUGCAACCCCAGGAUAUCAAGGUGUGGAUGUACAACUGAACAUCUGAUUAAACAAAACCAUCCAUGCUUGACUACCAAAGAGCAUCCCGUGCUAACAAUGCACUUCAUGUGGGAAAAAAUUAUAUAAAUAUAUAUUAAUAGUGCUUGAAGGUAGAUGAUGGGCAAAAUUUUGAUCAUGAUAAGGAGUAAAUUGUUUAAUACUAGUCUGCAUUUAAUAUUUGUUAUAUUAUCAGAACAAGUUUAAGAUUGUGUGAGAGAAGUAUAUAUUGUGUGUUUGUGAGAGAAACAUGAUAGGAAUAAUUGAGUCCAUCACAAAGAAAGAAAUGGUUCAAGAAGAAAGGGGAUUUAUUUUAUCAUGCAAUGCCAGCAAUCUGUGGCAGCCUAAAAUGUGCACAUCAUAGUAUACUUACAGAAGCACAAUCAAUUAAUUAUGGCAAAAUAAAUUGUUAUACAAUGUUAUGUAAAGACACAAUUUUUGAGUCUACCUCUAUUACCACUCUUUUUACUGCUAGUACGCGCUGAUCAAGAAACAGUCGCAACAGGGAAAUAGAGCAACACACUGCCGCCAAUCAGAAAACAUAAAGGAACAAACCAAUUUAUUUGAUUGAUGGAAGUGUAUUGCCCAAUUUCCUUGUGGUGACCGUUGUCUUGAUCAGCACAUAGCAAUGGAAAGAGAGGUAAUACACAAAGUUUUAAGAAAUUGGACAAAGAUUAUGGAAAAAACAGUUUUUAAUUUUUCUACAUUGUUUACCUGUGGGUAAUUGCAAACAAAUAAGUAAGAGCUGUUGGGACAAGUUGAAUUUAUUUGUGUUCUGAACAAACUAUAUUUAUGAAAUUACAGUUUAGUAAUAUUGGAUUAAUGAUUGGCAAAAAUAUUACCGGUAAUUUACGUGUAAAAAUACAUUUUACUGAUAUAAACUAAUGUCACAAUUCUGUCUUUACAAAAUAGACCCUAAAAUCAUUUGAUAAAACUUGGUAUAUGAUGAAAUUUAUUUUUCCAAAAACAGUAUUUAUAGAGCAUUUUUUGAGUGCUUUAUGUGUGUGGAGAGGGUUGACAUAUAGCUAGUAUAAAUAUAUAUUUUUAGGGUACUGCACAAUAAUAAGCUGCCAUUUGAAGGUUUGGGUGGGCUACAUAUAGUAAGGGGCUUUCAUUAUUAUUGGGGCACGUAGGGAGGGUUCUAGACCAAAUUAAUUGAUGUGUGACAUAAAAUCUGCGUAAUUCGAUAGCAACCCUUGCCAACACCAAAACUUUUAUUUUUUUACAAAGAUCGAUAGCAUCCCUUGGAUUUUUUCAAUGUAUGAUUUUUGUACUCUUAAAUUUUGCUUUCCCUUUCCUCAAACAAAGGCCCCAAUAAAUGAAAGCCAUCCUUACAAAGGGUGAAUAAUAAUAUUAUUAUUGAUAUAUUAAAAGGUUUUUAGCAAGGAUUGUGUUGCAAAAUUAUUUAGUGCUGGCAAUAACAGUAAGUUAUAAUAUUAUAUCUACAAUAUCAACAGUAGUAAUAUGAAGUUUGAUAUUAAUGAUUUAUUUUCUCAGGUCAUGCACCUUUUUAUGAAUGCUUAAUUUUUAUAUGGAGUUUAGUUUGCUGGUGGUAUAGACCAUGUUGUUUUGUGCAAACAUGCAUGCAUGAAAAUAUCUUGUACUUUGGCUUAGGCAUUUAUACAGUUAUAAAAUGUUGCAUGAACAAUAUUGAAAUACUUAUUAUUAUCAAUAUUAAUAGUAGUGGAAAAGUAAAUUUUUGUUGGUGUGAUAUAUAUUUAAUGCCAUCAUGCUUGGAGUAGUACUGUGCAGACAUAGAUGCAUUUAAGGGUUGAUCCAGUAAUUGGCUAAAUACUCCAACUUCUGCUUCCUAAGAGAUGAUUUAAUUUCUGGAACUGCCCUUAGCGUGAUUUUAGUUUUAUAGUACGUGUGCAAUUGAACAGCAAAAGAAGGUGCACUGAUCAAGGCCUAUCACUGUCAGGCCCCUGAUAUCACACCUGAACAAAAUCCACUAUUAUCAUGAAUUCUUGACGUUUAAUAUUUCUAACUUAUAUUUAAUCAUUUUAUACAGUUAUGAAAAUAAUUGUUUGUUCAUUGUUGACUUCAAUACAUGUCAGGUACAUCUAUAUUGAAGAAAAGUCAUAAAUUAUAGGUAAUGACAAUAAUAUGGUUAUCCUCAAAUUCAAAACUUUUUAUAUAAUUUGGGGCUUAAAAGCGUUUACCUUGACCUCAAUCAAAAUCUGUAGAUAUUUUUGAUUUAUUAUCGAUUAAUAGUUCUGCAGAGCGAUAUAAUCUAACCUGUGAGAAUAUAUAAUUUUUAAAGCAUUAAUUUUAGUGCCAGUAUCAUUGUUCUCUUUGUCUAAUUAGUUUUCUCACUUUCACAGGUUAAGUAAAGAGUGACUAAUUAACUAUUUAUUACAAUUUUUGAAGGUCAACUUCUUGUAGAUAAGAAUAUGUAAGUAGUUCAGUAAUUUAUAAGUAUAACAAAGCCCAAGGGAUUGCAGAUUUUGUACAGUUGAGCAUUAAAUUCACAAAUUCUAUUUUCUUA
This is a messenger RNA of Actinia tenebrosa (Australian red waratah sea anemone), 4226 nucleotides long. RefSeq lists its product as uncharacterized. Gene Ontology annotation, cellular component: nucleus. Lineage: Eukaryota; Metazoa; Cnidaria; Anthozoa; Actiniaria; Actiniidae. Gene Ontology annotation, molecular function: DNA-binding transcription factor activity, RNA polymerase II-specific; RNA polymerase II transcription regulatory region sequence-specific DNA binding. The record is from RefSeq and is a predicted model, not a curated record. Gene Ontology annotation, biological process: response to unfolded protein; regulation of transcription by RNA polymerase II.